AUGCCUACGAUGGACUUUCUGAAUACAAUGUCGUUAACCGAUGCGGCAUUCUGCCUUGUGCUGGGGAUUGCUGGCUAUACUGUCACCCUCGUCGUCUAUCGCCUCUGGCUAAGUCCGCUCAGUGGCUUUCCAGGCUCGCCUUUGGCCAAAACAACGUUCCUGUACGAAUUCUACUAUGACUGGAUUAAGCCAGGGCUAUACUGUAAGAAGAUUCAUGAAAUGCACCAAAAAUACGGCCCUGUUAUUCAGGUGACGCCAGAAGAACUCCACGUUGAUGACCCCGCGUACUUUGCAAAAUUGUUCGUCUCUGGAGGCGUCAGGAAGUCUGAUGCUUACCCUGGAUUUACAAGGGGUACUGGUUUUGAAGACUAUACGGACAUGAUUCGAACACACGAUAUUCACCGGUUCAUACGUGCUCCUGCUCAGCAGUUCUUCUCUAGAUCCAGCUUGAAGCAGGUUGAAGGGAGGCUGGUUGGAUGUAUCAAGACGCUUUGCCAGCGGCUGGAAGAGUAUAAAGAUACAGGAAAGCCAGUCAACAUGUCAAAUGCUCUUUAUUCACUUUCCACGGACGCUGUGUCGGCGGCUAUUUGCGAGAAACCCACCAACUAUCUUGCCGAUCUAGAUUUUAACGCAACAUGGUUCAAGAUCCAGAAGAAGGGCAUGGCAAAUGUUCCCUUAUUUGGUAUCUUUCCAUGGCCAGCAAGGGGACUGAUUAUGCAACUGGUAUUAUACGUCUCUUCCUUUUUACCAGUCGUGAAGGCGUACCAACCACCCCGCCAGGAGGAUAUCAAAGCAGAGUUGCGAACACCCAAUCUGGUGAGCGAUGCAUUUGGAGGCACGCAGCGCGCGGAGGCGCCCAAGGAGCAAUUCGGAAGGGAUAUCUAUGAUCGUGCGGGACAGCUCCUCCAACAGUCCGGUAUUUAUCAGCUCUCGCAUACGGUGCAAGCCAUCAUCACCCACCUUGCGUUAGACGACAAUGCGUGCCAGAUGCUAAAGAGUGAGAUCGCCGCAUUUUUGGAGCGGAAGCCGGAAUCUGCUAUAUGCUGGCAGGAUCUAGAAAAACUCCCGUACCUGGAUGCGUGUGUGAGGGAGGGCUUGCGUAUGGUGACAGGCGCGCUGAAACGCUCCACUCGUGUGUUCCCAGACACUGCCAUUCAUGUAGACGGCCUCAUGAUUCCGAAAGGGACUCCAGUUGCAAUGACUUCCUACUGGAUGCACAUGGACAGCAAAGUCUUUCCGGACCCGGACAAGUUCGAGCCGCAGCGCUGGCUUGACGAGCAUAAUGAGGCAAUGGCUGAGUAUUUCGUUCCGUUUGGGAGGGGAUCCAGGGAUUGUUUGGGGAGAAAGUAA
Aspergillus puulaauensis is the source of this 1350-nucleotide messenger RNA. RefSeq lists its product as uncharacterized. The coding region runs from base 1 to 1350 and encodes 449 amino acids. Lineage: Eukaryota; Fungi; Ascomycota; Eurotiomycetes; Eurotiales; Aspergillaceae. The transcript has 9 exons. The record is from RefSeq and is a predicted model, not a curated record. Gene Ontology annotation, molecular function: monooxygenase activity; heme binding; iron ion binding.